This is a messenger RNA of Diatraea saccharalis (sugarcane borer), 870 nucleotides long. NCBI's taxonomy places the organism in Eukaryota, Metazoa, Arthropoda, Insecta, Lepidoptera, Crambidae. The record is from the annotation of a GenBank genome assembly.
ACUAGUAGUUAAUUUAGGUAUAAACGAAAAUAGCACAGAAAAUAAAUUAAGGAGUUUUUACAAACCCUUGUUCAAAUACAUACAAGUCUUGCUGUAAUUGACGAAAUAGCUAAUAAAAGAUUCCAUAUGUGCAAUAAUGGCUACAACGGCAUAUGAACUAGACGCAGAUGGUUCCAAAUUUAUUCCUGCUACUCAGAGGCCUGAUGGUACGUGGCGAAAGCCAAGACGGGUAAAGGAUGGCUACAUACCUCAGGAAGAAGUACCUCUUUAUGAAAGUAAAGGAAAACAAUUCAAAGCUAGACAGAACACAGGUUUACCUGUGGGGCUCACUCCUGAAAUAGUUGCUGCUGCACAGAAACCUAAAAAGGGUCAAGUGGGCACCAUUCAACCAAUACCUGGUAUGAUUAUUAAUGUGGACAAAAAGAAGAAGAAGAAGAAGACUGGAGCCGAUGAAGUUACAGAAAAACUAGCAAAGUGUGAAAUAACAGAACCAACAUUUAGCAGUCCAUCUCCAUCAUCAUCAGGCAAUAACACACCAGCAGCUAGUCAAGCAGAUCCUGCCAAGAGAUUGAAGAACUUAAAGAAGAAACUAAGAGACAUUGAACAACUUGAAGAAAAAAUUAAAUCAGGUACAUUGAAAAACCCUGAUAAGGAUCAAAAAGAAAAAAUGUCUAAAAAGAGUGACAUUAUUAAAGAAAUAGAAUUAUUAGAGACUCUAACUAGUUAAAUAAGUUAAGUUAAAUGAAAUGAAGUUUCUUAAUUGUGAAUGGAAUAUGAAAUCAUGUUUUAUUGGUUUUAAAUAAUUGUGUUGUCUUAUGUGAGGAUGCAGCGACAUAAAAGGUUUCAUUUAAAUAUAAAUUAUUUACAAUU